GGGGCGCGGCGGGGACUAUGAUGCCUGGGGAGACGCAGCCGCCGCCCGCGGGGACCGCUGCCGCCGUGCCCUGCAAGAACUGCGCCGUUCUCCAGCAGAAUAUAAAUGAAUAUGUAGCUGCGUUAGUUGCACUGAAGCAAAAAAUGAUUCAUGGCGACCGUUUGCUGACGGAGUAUCAACAGAAAUGCACUGAGCUUCAAUUUGCUGAAAGGGAGAUCUCUGCUCUACGUUGUCAAGUGGAACAGAUGCUACAGAAAAUCCUGCCUUUGGAAAAGGAUCAGAAAGAGUUGGGUUCCUUAAAAGCAGAGUUGGAAGAGAAAAAGAGUUCUCUCAAGAUUUAUCAGGAGAGCCAACUGGAAUGUGUUAGACUUAAAGAAGAAAUAGUUAGAAGUGAUGCUGUGAGAAAGAAACUGGAAGCAAAAGUGAAAAAACUUGAAGAGGCUGCCACAAAACAUACACAAGACUUCAAACAACUGAAAAUUGAGAAGAAAAAACUUGAGAAAGAGUUAAAGAAGGCACAGGGAAAACUUGAUGGUGUACCUAAAGAGAAGUGCAGGAAGGCAGUUAAACAUGCAGAGACCCAGAGUACAAAUGAAGUUCUUGCAGCAGAUAUAGAUAAAGAAAAAAUAAAAUUCUUGUUGGAAGAACUCUGGAUGUGCAUUGACAGUGCAAAAGAGAAAGGAGAGAAGCAGGAAAAUGAUCCCAUCUUGGUUUCUGCUCAGGACAAGGCAUGGCCUGGGAAAAGAAGGCUGUCUGUUACAAAAGAAACUGUACAGACCCACCAAAAGAACGGGAAGCAUGGUGGUAAAACACUGCCUUGGCAUUCUUCAAUAGGAAGUGCUGGAAAGCAAAAUUCUGUAACAGCUCUGCAACAAGUGGAUACUGAGCCUCUUGGAAGUGACUGUCUUGAGAACAGGACUACUGAAGAUUAUCUGCAAGGUUGUGAGGAUAAAACUAGAGAUGUGAUAGUGCAGAGAGAUGGAACGCACAAUAGUUCAGCCUUAUCUGAUCAGGAGCAAAAGGGCCAAGGUGGAAAUGUGAUGGAUAUAUUGAACUGGGUCAGGCCUCUCCCUGCUCUACUUUCUCCAGUACGGCUUUCACCAGUAGCUACACAGGAUACGUUGUUCGGAGAGCUCACAGGUUCUAGCGAUGAAGAAAUGGAUUGCAUUGCUUCUGCAGAGGAGUGUAUCUUACAAGAAGACCAAGUUCAGUCUCAAAAUUGUUAUAAUGUAUUCAAACAGAAUGAAGAAUGUAACAGAUGGAACAAACCACGUGGGCAUAGUCUUGAUACAGAAAUUUCGUAUAACUUGAGUAGAACAGAAAAGAUUGUUCAUAUCAGCCCUGCGACGUUAAUCAAAGAGGAGAGAAAUACAAAGCAAUGUGAAGUUGCUACUUCAGUUACAAAUAUAGAAUCUAAUAGAGAUUGUUUGGAGAAUUCUGAGAAUAUGGAAGCUGUGAAGAGAGAUCUAAUGGAAGCAACAGCAUGUGAAUUGGAAGCCGAAGAAGAACAGAAAGGAGAUAUCAAGGAGAUGCACAAGGAAGAAAAGGCCUCUUCAAUUCAUUCUAUGCUACACAGUUUCAACCUUCAGAAUCAAAUAGAAAGAAGUGGUGAGGUUGAGCAAACAGAGGUGAAUGCAGUCUUAAUCAGAGCUGGUGGUUACAACAGUGCACAUGAAAAGUAUGGAGAGAUAAUGAAAGCGGAGCAUGAAAGAGAAAUUCCCAAGGCAGUAACCAUUCCUCAGAACGUUACUAAUUUGCCUCCUGAACAAUACCAUGUUGUACUUCAAAGAAAAGAUUCUGAGGAGAAAUCUGGUAUGUUGAUAGAGAGUGAAGUGGUUGAAAAUGAACGCAAGGAUGCAAUAAGGAUAACCAAUACAGCAAUUAAUGUUGAGGAAAAUAUCAAACAAGUGGUAAGUGGAGAGGAAGCAGCAGCUACAAUACAGAUGCAAGGGCUCUGUGCAGAGCCUAACAAUGGGAGAGAGCUCUCUGAAAAUGUAUUGUACAAUUUCAGUAGCUCUAAAUCCUCCUGUGAAGCCAAGCGUCCUGAAGACCUAAUAAUACAGUAUGAUGGUGAGGGAAUAGUUAUGGAGACUGACGUAUGCACUGAAUCUACUGUUCACUCUCAGUGCUCUGAAAUAAGACAUGACAGUGAAAAGAUACUGGAGGAACAAUGCAAACAUACACUAAAGUGUGAAAUAGUCAGAAAAUGUGAACUGGAGACACCUGAGGUCUCUCAGUGUUACUCACCUGUGUCUGCUGUUGAAGGAGUUGAACAUUCACUGUACAUGGAUGAUACAGAGAAAAAAGCAUGUGUGGUGGGAAGUGCUUCAUUGGCCUUUCCAGAAGAUGAUGGACAGCUCAAAAUUCAAGACAAAAAUAUAAUCAGACCCAAAUCUGUUGAACAAACUAUGAAAUUGAACAAAGAAAGUGUUCUUGAAAUAGCUGAAUCAUCAGGGCUACUCCAUAGUGCAGAAAAUGGAAAAUUACUGUAUGAAAAGGAAAGGGAAGGUUUGGAAGGUAAAAAUCAUCAGGAAGAAAGUUUCAGUCAUUUUUUCCAAGGGAAGUCAAAUUUGGAAAGUAUACCUGCAGUGCCAAAGAUGGCAUGUGUUACUGAUGCAGAAAGUGGCGUAGCUAAGUGUGAAUCAUUUGUGUUGGAUUCUACAGAAAGAAAUGGUGAAAUAAAUCAACCUGAAAAUCUGUGUAGUACCAUAGAAUGUGAGUUGUCCAAAACUCAGAACUUUGGAGUGAUUGAAUCUCAAGAGUCUGAAUUCAAAGUUAAUCAAGAAGAUUUUAUAGGGGAUAGUAGUAAACUGUUAGAAAAAGUGGAUACCAUCCAAUCUGUCUUAGUAGAAAGUAAUCUUACUUCUCAAACACAAUUUGCAGAACCUCAGAAUCAGUUCUUGAUGACUACAGAUGCUAAAUGUGAUGAAACAAAAGCAGAAUUAAACAAACAAAGCAAGGAAUUGAUUGAAGCCUGUCCCAGUUCAUUUAAGGAGGAAAAGAAUGUUGUGAAAAAAAAUAAUGUUUCAGAGAUCAUACAAGAGCCUUCUUCAGAAAUGGAUUUUAGUAGUGGCUUUGCUCUGUGUUCUCAGAUGGACUUGAAGACAGACUGUAUGAAUUCUAAAGAAACAGGUUCCCCUAUUCAAGUGAGAAAUGGUUUGGAAUCUACAGUGCCUAGUGGUCUAAAUUUCAGUCUUCAGAAAGUUGUGAGAGUUGUUGAAACUGAUUUCACAAAAAAUUCUGAUUUUUCCCCUACAUGGAAAAAAAAAGGAGACAAAAAUUGCAUUGUGAGUAGUGCAUUUAAUUGUUCUUUAGAAGGCUUUAAGAAAGGUGCUGAGGUCAUGUCUUCUGAAAAAGAUAACAUGUGCAAAGAACUGGACCCCUGCUCUGAGAAGUACAUACACAAAAAUGAAGGGGGAGUUCCAGGUGAGAAGGAGUUGCCAAUAGAUAAAGUACCCGAGACCUCUGUUGAAUUACAAAUCCUGCAUGCAGACUCUCAUAAAAAGAGUACUUCAACUUUACAAAACAUUAUUUGUCAAGAAUCGGAAUGCAAGACUUCUACUUGGGAAACUAGAACAGAUUCUUCUAGAACUUGUUCAAUAACAGCUGGGGAGGAAAGCAAAGGGUUGAAUAGGCUUGAGGCACCUGAGGAAAAUAGCGUUGAAAGGUCUGAAAAUGCCUUUGAUGUUGCAGAGCAGAGUAAUGAAUCUAAGGAGAAGGACUGUCCUCUACAAAAAGUCCAAUGUGUGAAAUGUUCUGAAUGUGUUGCCAAGCUCAGAAAGGAACUGAGAGCAUCAACAAGAAUUUUAGUGGAUGCUCUGGAAACUGGUGCAAUUGUUGAUGCUGGUGACCAACUGUGUGAACUUCAUUCAACAACGCAGUCAGGAAAUACAGUGACAGGUAGUCAUCUAAAACCAGAUGCAGGAAUGGAUAUGGAUAUACAUUGUGAAAGAGGCUCUUCUCCAAAUGCGGCAAGUGAGAAGUCAGGUGAGGUUGAGGAGGGUUAUCCUAAAGACUAUUCUACUUUGAAAAGAAGAUGUACAUUAUUAGCCUCUGAAAAUACUGAUGGUGCUAGUGAAUUCAGCAUAGAUAAUAGCACAACUGGAUGGAUGAACGACAGUAGGGAAGAUCUGUUAGAAACUGGGACAUCCAAAGGAAGCCCUGUGAUGCUGAGUGCUUCAAAAAGUAGAUUACCACUAUGCCAGAUGUUAACCACAUUCUCAGAAGCUUACAAAAUAGCUGUAAAACACAGUAAAUUAAAUACAAGAAUGUUAGCACUUGGCGAUGUCAUAGAAGAAAAUUAUUCUGAGAAGUUUGAGUCAAAUGUGCAACAAAAAUUACCACACAGUGUUGAUAUGGACAUUUCAAUUUUUGAAGAAUAUAAUCAUAAUCAGAAUUGCUCUGCUUGCAACUCAGGAGAACAUAACGCUAAUUUAAUGUUAGAUGGGUUACAGCCUUCUUGUUGUUUUAGUGGUACAACGUGGAAAGGCUUUCUGGAUAAUGGAAGAAAAAACUUCAUUGUUAAGUAUUUUGCAAAUCCAGCCCUAUCUGACAUAGACUGUAAUUCUCAAAUGGUUAAUCAGGCUCCUAAGCCACAAAAAGUGGCAUUUGAGGACUCAUGUAUGCUGGAGUCAGAGUCUUGUGUGGAUGUUGCUCUUAAAAAGACUAAUACAUUGAAGUGCAAAGGGCAAGAACAGUCAGAAGUCUUGAGUGUUUCAACCAAGGCAGCUGUCCAAGUAGUGCAUGGCAGACUAUCAAAAAAACUGUUUCAAGGUAAAAGCAAAACAAAUGCUCUUGAAGUUAAAGUAACUGAGCCAGUUCUUGCAAAUGCUGACACUUCUAUGCCAACAAAAAGUUUAUCUGAGACUAUAAACAAAAUCAGGCAAGAGAUGGGCCCUCCUCUGCCGCCCCUGCUGCUGCCUUUGAUUGCUACUCCUCCAAGAGCCACUACCUGUUCUAUGGGCCCAGUGAUGUCUUCUGCUGAUCGAUCCUCUUUGCUUUCCCCUCUUGAUGAACUGAUAUCGCCUCUACGUGAAUCCCCUGUUCCUCCUCUGAUGUCUCCCCUGACAGAUACUCCAACAGUCAAAUCUGCCCUUCUGUUUUCCUCUCCAUCACCUUCAGAAAUGGCAGUAGGUAAAAGGAUUCUCUCCUCACCUUUGCAGUUUUGUACUUCUAUUCCAAAGCACGCGCUUCCUGUCCCAGGAAGACUUCCUCUGUGCGCAACAGAUGGUGCUGCUACUGGUGCUCCUCAGGAGAACUCUGUGAAAAUAUUGGACACUAUGUAUCCAGAGCUAUCUGCAAGGGCAAGGACAUUAAACAUUCUAAAGGGCAAUAUUCAGCUUAACCUGUGUGCUCUUUCAGAUAGCCAGAGUUCCCCUGGACCUGUGGCUCAAAUAGGCAGUUUCAAAACAAUAGCAUCUACAUCAACUGCUUUUGUUAAAACUGGGAGCAAUUUGAAGUCUGACGAUAGCAAAGAUCAGGACACAAAUGUGAAAAAUCAGCAAUUGAUUUCAAGCUCAUCAAGUCGUCUUGAAAAAAGGACGUUAUUGCCAGUACCUAUGCCUCGAAGUGCAAAGAGGCUGAGGUUAGACAGUGAACCACCAAAGCUGGAGCCCACUGGUAUUGCUGUUAUCGGAAACGAUCAAAAUAUGGACUCUGAAAUAGAGGAGAAUUCCGAUGACAAGAGCUGUGAAAUCAGUGAUUCAGCACACGGUUCCAGUUUAGAAACAUCUUUCCCAGUAAAGCAAAUCAUUGAUCCUGACUGCCAGAAAGUUGAGUUGGCAUUGAAGAAAAUUGCUGAAUCCUGCUUUGACUUGUUACCAGUAAUUCAAAGUCAUUUGGGCAAUAUCUCAAAGAUUCCAAUAAUGAGAGAUGAAGAGAAAGAAGUUGUCAAUGAAUUUGGUAUAAAAAACAGGCAUUUAGCGGAGUCAUUGCUGCACGUUAUUCUCAAUAAACUCAAGGCUCAGAAAAUGGCCUCGACUUACAGUUUCAAUCAAGCUCUUUGUCGAGUUUAUACAGGAGUUUGUCGACAGCUGGGAGAUUUGGAAAGAGCCCGCCUCUUCUGCUAUAGCUUACUGAAAGAAGACUUUCCAGACUCAGUGAAAUUGAUUAUAUUCAUCACAAAUAUAUGGCCUGACAUAUUUUUCUUCCAAGGUGCAAUCAACAAAGCUAUGCAAUUAAUUAUCAGGCAGAAUGCAAAUGACAGUGUCCUGGCCUGUUUGAAUGCCUGUCUCAGCUGGGAGCAGGGUUCAUCUUCAGAUGCUGGUAUUAUGGUCUCAAACCUGCUUUUAGAAAUGCAGUCAUGUCCAAAGGUAGAAUUUCAGCUGAAUGAGCAGUAUGGAGAAGAUCUGAGUGACGAUGCUUGGCAGUACAUAUUUGCUAUUGAUCUACUUUGCUCUCACCUUAAAUGGGAUUGGACACAUGACAAUGUUAUAAGCAAAGUGCUUUGGCCUUCUAUGGAUAAAUGGAUAAAGAAGAGAAAAGACCGUGAAACUGCACUAUCUGUUCCUGACAGUAUUAUAGCAUUGACACUCAGGCUAAUUGGUCGCUUGGGACAAAUAGGUUUGAAGGAAGGAUAUCUUUCUGCUGUGAAGAAUAUUAGUUCUGUAAUUGGACUGUUUGUACAGCAUGCAAAAGAGGAAGAUGUUCCAUGGGGUGUGCAGCUGGCAGCCAUAUAUUCACUGUGCGACUUGGGUUCAAGCAAUCCAUCCGGUAUUGUUGGGGCCAUCCAUGCUUGGAAAGCUACAGUUCUUAACAGCAUCCCUUUUGCGGUCACAAGAGGCCUAGCUGAAGUCAGUUCUUUGUGUAAAAUGGACCUACCCUAAAGUGUAGUUAAAUGGUCCUGUCUGAAGAAGUGCCUUACUUUACUAAGCAGAAAUUGGUUCCAGAUAAGAGCAAUACAGAGUGGUGUCUUCUUCUUAAAAGAAUGUCUGGUCAUACAAAGCAAGCUUAACUGUUUUAUUUGGCUUUUCUGCUUGAGGGCAGAGUUUUAAAAGGAGUAAAAAGGCUUGCAUUUCCAAAUAACUCAUCAGUGAUCUUGAAAACCAGUAUGGUUUUGAUUUCCAAGACAUUUCUGGCGUAAUGUCAAUAAUAAUCAGUAGUUCAAUUUGGAGCAUGGGCAUUUCGCUACAGCAGAAGAUUGAGCUUGGCUGAAACUUGGCUCUAUUCUUUUGUAUUAUAUUUGUAAAGUAGCUGUUCAGAUAGCAGAAUUUUGCCCAGAUUCUGCUUUGUGUUCCUUGAGUAAUUUCAUCAACUUAAUAUUAAAUACUUGUGUAAAGGAGGUAGAACUUGUGUUACAGUCACUUAUAGAGUAACAGAGGUAUGAAAUCUCUGAACUUGUAUAUAUGGUAUAUCCCGAUAAUGUGUUUUUUACAUUUGAUAUUGUUCCACUUGGGGAAUUUUGUGAAUGUAAAUAGAAAGUUGGUUCAGAAGAAGUUUAAACUUCUAAUGAUAGCUUCACUACACUCUGCAUUUUUAUAUCUUCCAUAAUAAAAGAAGCAAACACUGUUA
Messenger RNA from Lagopus leucura (white-tailed ptarmigan), 7509 nucleotides. RefSeq names its product interactor of little elongation complex ELL subunit 1 (gene ICE1). The record is from RefSeq and is a predicted model, not a curated record. Bases 18 to 6824 code for a protein of 2268 amino acids. The transcript is spliced from 20 exons. Lineage: Eukaryota; Metazoa; Chordata; Aves; Galliformes; Phasianidae.